AUAUUUGAAUUUGAUUUAUAAUUUAUUAAUUCGCACUGUUGUGAGCUUUAUUGUCUCAAUGGAAUUAGAAGAUGGUUUCGACGAUUUACUUGCUGAAAUUAGUGAACCAACAUCUCCAAAGCAGCUAAAACUUGAAUCCGAAACUUUACAUCAAGUUCAACCUGGAACAUCAAAAGAUCCUGUUACCAAACCCGCAUCUUCAAAGACGCACUGUGUACUAGUUAAUCAAAAACAGAGAGGUAAUCCAGUACUAAAGUUCAUCACAAGUGUACCGUGGGAAUAUGAUGAUAUAAUACCCGACUAUGAGGUGGGCAAAACUAUAUGCCUGCUGUUCCUGUCUCUCCGCUACCAUAACAUGAACCCCGACUAUAUACACAACAGAAUCAAGGAGCUCGGGAAGAAGUAUGAACUAAGAGUUCUAUUGGUUCAGGUAGAUCUAAAAGAACCCCACAGUUCACUAAAGAACUUAACCAGGAUAUGUCUUUUGACUGACUUAACGCUAAUGUUGGCAUGGAAUCCAGAGGAAGCAGCUAAAAUCAUAGAAAACUAUAAGAUUUAUGAAAACAAACCACCUGACAGGAUCAUGGAAAAGAUUGAGAAUGAUCCACAUCAGAAGGUGAUAAAUGCAUUAACGACAAUAAAACCAGUCAACAAAACCGAUGCUAUGACGCUUAUAUCAAUAUUCGGUACGUUAGAAAAUAUGAUAAAAGCAUCGGAGGCAAGGCUCGCCGAAUGUCCUGGGUUCGGAGCUACGAAAGCAAAGAAACUAUACAAAGCUUUACAUGAACCGUUCUUAAAACGAGCUAAUGUUGAUAAAAAUACUAAUAAGAAUGAUUUCGAAGGAGAUAUAAGUAUAGAAGAUAUAGAAAAACUAGAAAAUGAUGUUGAACAAAAUGAGGAAGAGAAACUAGCGAGUACUGAAGAAGUUCCGUCGAAAAGCUGAUUGUAAGUUCAACUAAACGCCGGUAGAUGGCGCAAGCUCACAAGUGUACUUUUAAAUAGGUUUUGUGAUUUUGUGCCUGACUGAAGAAAUGUAUCAAAUCUUACCAAGGCAAUAAUAAGUGAUUCAUAAAUAAAUACGGUAAUUUCAGUACCGAAUUAAGAAUACGGCAUCCUAUUAGGAAUAAUUUUAUGAAGUUUUCUGUGUAAAUAUGCAUGUAGAAUUUGUUUACCCAGCUAAGAUUUUAAUUUGUAAGAAAAUUGUGUGAAAUCCCUUUUUAUGUUAUUUUUUAAUAUUUAUUUGUUUAUCAAUUUAUCAAAACGUUUGUUGUUAUGAACCAAAACAAUUUGUUGCUCGCUACACAAAAUCAAUAAACAGGUUUUUAUCAA
Molecule: messenger RNA, 1329 nt
Organism: Helicoverpa armigera (cotton bollworm)
Lineage: Eukaryota; Metazoa; Arthropoda; Insecta; Lepidoptera; Noctuidae
Gene: Ercc1
Product: DNA excision repair protein ERCC-1
Exons: 5
Coding region: 59-943 (294 amino acids)
Biological process (GO): mitotic recombination; UV-damage excision repair
Cellular component (GO): nucleus; ERCC4-ERCC1 complex; nucleotide-excision repair factor 1 complex
Molecular function (GO): damaged DNA binding; single-stranded DNA binding
Source: RefSeq, a predicted model, not a curated record